AUGUCCUCCCAAACCUACGUCAACCACACUCAAGUUACUCCUGGCGUAACUUGGGACCACAUUACUACCAAUUGGCAAGCUCUCACUGCAACAUCGCGUCUCACAUUUACAGUCGCUGUCAUUUGCACCGGAGCGUACAUCAUCUCCAUCGUCAAAGAGCUCUACUUCUCGCCGUUAUCUUCAUUCCCUGGUCCGAAACUUUGCGCAGUCUCUCGGAUUCCCCAUCUCAUUGCCACAGUUCGAGGACGCCAGCUUCCAUGGCUGAUUAAACUCCACAACCAAUACGGCGGUGUCGUCCGUAUCGCCCCCGACGCCCUCACUUUCACAGACGAGCGUGCUUGGUUCGACAUCUGCGGCGCCACCAAAGCAGCCAAAGAUGGCAUGGCCAAAGACCCUCGUCUCGCAGCCCUCGUGGGAGGCGACCUUGUCAAUCCCGACCCCGCGAAGCCACGAUCUCAACAGACGCACAGUCUCAUGCGCAAGGCAAUGGUGCCGGCUCUAAAGCGCGAUAACGUCAAGAAGAUCGAGGGCAUGAUCAAUGGCCACAUCGACGAGUACCUUUCCUUUAUGGAGUCCGCCAAUGGUGCCGCUAUCGACAUGCGCGACAUGAACAGCUUUCUGAUUUGCGACCUCAUAGCGGAUUUGUUUCUCGGCGAGUCUCUCCAUCUCUUCUCGGACCCAAAGUUCGUACCUUGGGUGCAUUCUUUCGACCGGUUUGCCAAGGGUGUCACAAUCCUAGCCGUCUUGAACCGGUUCCCGUUUCUUCACAAGAUUCUACUUUUUGCCGUUCACAAAUGGGGAAGCGGCGAGCGUGAGUCUUUCAUGGCUCCAAUCUUUGAACGCUUUGAUCGCCGUGUCGCCCUUUCAGCAGCGAGGCAUGACAUGCUACAGAUGGUCUUGGAUGGAGAGUCUGAAACCGGCGGACGACAAGGAACGAUGCCUCUAGAGCUGCUGAGGGAAUUUGCUCCAUUCCUGAUGCUUGGUGGUUGCGAGGCCAUGCCGACUGUACUCACAGGAUUCGUCUAUUUUGUCUCGCGUGCGGAAAACCGCGCUAUCAAGGAGCGCUUGCUUGAGGAGGUCAGAACUAUGUUCAAAACCGAGGCGGAUAUCACCAUGGACAGACUCAGCAGUUCUCAAAAGGAUCUGCCUUACCUAGAGGCAUGUCUGCAAGAGUCAAUUCGGUGCUACUCGCCAGCGGCAACUGGCACAGAUCGCUGCGUUCCUUUAUCGGGAGCUCAGAUUGCGGGUAAGUUCGUACCUGGGAAUACUGUUGUCAUGAUGCUGCAUCAGGUCACCUACUCAGUGGAGCGCAACUUUGCCAGACCUGAGGAAUUCGUUCCUGAUCGAUGGCUCCCGGAUGAUCGAGGACGACCAAAAGACUGUCUAGGCGAUAAGAAAGGAAGCGUGCACCCCUUCUCAGUUGGACCCCAGUCGUGCUUCGGCCAAGAGUUGAGCUUUUAUGUUCUACGCAUGACCCUGUGUAAACUGCUGUUCAACUAUGACGUAGCCUUGGACGCUGCGUCUGAAAAUUGGCUGGAUCACCAACUCACUUAUAGCACACGGUCGAAGCCGCCUCUAAUGGCAGUCAUCAAACGGGCCAAGACGAGUUGA
Messenger RNA from Colletotrichum paranaense, 1611 nucleotides. RefSeq lists its product as uncharacterized. The coding region runs from base 1 to 1611 and encodes 536 amino acids. Gene Ontology annotation, molecular function: iron ion binding; monooxygenase activity; heme binding. The transcript is spliced from 2 exons. NCBI's taxonomy places the organism in Eukaryota, Fungi, Ascomycota, Sordariomycetes, Glomerellales, Glomerellaceae. The record is from RefSeq and is a predicted model, not a curated record.